Molecule: messenger RNA, 439 nt
Organism: Medioppia subpectinata
Lineage: Eukaryota; Metazoa; Arthropoda; Arachnida; Sarcoptiformes; Oppiidae
Source: the annotation of a GenBank genome assembly
AUGGAUUCCGUCCAGUAUUUGGUCCAAGACUUGAGCCAAUCCUGGGAUUCAUUGAGUCCUGUAUUGAAGGCAUUGGAGUCUAAGUUGAAAACACAGUCAAAGGAGCAACACCUCGAUGAUAUAAAAAUGGCUUGUUUGAAUAAUGGACUUCAGAUGAUGGAGUUAAAAGUUUGUGUUCAAAUCAACAAACUGGCUGACUUUCCCGGUCCGAUGAACUUUGGUGACAUGGGUUACACCACUGAUAAGACUGACCCGAAGUUUGCGUUCAUGAAGAACAUAAUGGUUGACAUAGUAUUACGUCCGGACGCGACUGCUCUUAACCCUCACGCCUACGACCAGUUGGCCGACAAAUGGGAUCUAAACGGACCCGGAAUACCCCAAUUUGUGCCCUCAAUAGAGAUUUUAUGUUUGAAAAAUUAAAUAUUUAUCUAGAUCAUUA